Messenger RNA from Racocetra fulgida, 440 nucleotides. NCBI's taxonomy places the organism in Eukaryota, Fungi, Glomeromycota, Glomeromycetes, Diversisporales, Gigasporaceae. The record is from the annotation of a GenBank genome assembly.
AAAGGUUAAAUGUUAGGAAUGAUAUCGAAAUCGAAGCUCAACUAGAACCAUUAAUCAAACAGUUAUCAGAACGAAUUGGCGUGUUGUCUGAUGGUAGUGAAAGUAAUAACGUUGAUAAAAAUGAUUCAAAUGAUAAAGAUGAGAAAAAUAGUAUUUCAAAUAUAACUAAUUUAACAGAUUGGACAUUUGUUUUAGUAGAUGGGUUUCUUCUUUAUUGGGAUAUGCAAGUUGUGAAGGAAUUAGAUAUUAAAUUAUUCGUUCAAGCUGAUUACGCGAUAUUGAAAAAAAGACGAGAGGAACGAACUGGAUAUGUUACCGUUGAUGAUCAAUCACUGACUAUUGAUGAAUUAGUGGUGUUGAAAUCAAAUUGUGCAAGGGAUAUGCAUAUGAAUUUAGAAAUGGUCGUUGAGAAUGUUUUAGGGUUUGUUAAGAACAACGAA